AUGGCCGAGUGGCAGAAGGGCGACGCCGCCUGGUGCUACAUCAACGACGAUGUCACCUACGAGGCGGGCAAGAUCGUGGAGCUGGGUGAGGACGAUCGCAGCGUGACGCUCAAGCUGGCGUCUGGGAAGACGCUCACGACAGAGCGCGCCAACGUUCUCAGAGCAAACAAAGACAAGCAGGAUGGAGUGGAGGACAACACGUUCCUGCGCGAGCUGAACGAGGCGACGAUCCUGCAUAAUGUUGGCGUGCGCUACGCCAAGAGCGAAGGCGGCAUCUACUCCACGACCGGCCACAUUCUGAUCGCCGUCAACCCAUUCCGGCAGCUAAAGAUUUACGAGGAAGCGCAGGCGCGCGCACUAGACGCCGCGCGCGCCCUGCCGAUCAAGCGCUACCUGGGCAAGCCGAUCGGAUCGGAGCCGCCGCACAUCUACGCCAUCGCCGACCGCAUGUACCGACUGCUGCUGAGCUCGGGAGACAGCCAGGCGCGCUCUCGCCGUCCCAGCCCCCGCAGCCCCCGGGCGCGACACCGCGGCGGCCCAUUGCUCCUGCGGUGCCGCGAUCGCUCUGCCCCUCGCGCGCAGGCCAUCAUCGUCUCUGGCCCCUCCGGCGCGGGCAAGACGGAGACGUGCAAGCUGGUGCUGAAGCACCUCGCGUACGUGACCAAGCACCUCUCCGAGGCGGGCAUGUCCAAGUCGUCGAUGGAGCUCGGCGCGCUCCUCGUGAUGACCAACCCGCUGCUCGAGGCGUUUGGGAACGCCGAGACCAACCUCAACCGCAACUCGUCGCGCUUCGGCAAGUUCACGCAGAUCCACGUCUCGAAGAAGGGCGCCAUCCUCGGCGCCUCGAUCCAGACCUACCUCCUCGAGGCGACCCGCGUCGUCGUGCACGCCGAGAGGAACUGCAACUACCACAUCUUUUACCAGGCGAGACGCUCCCGCUGGCCCGCUGCACCCCGCGCGCCAGAGGGGUCGCAUUACCGCGCCACGCGCCGCCCAAGCGACGCGAACAAGUACGCGUACCUGCGCAACGCGACGGGCAAGGCGACCGCGCGGCCGGGCGGCCGGGUGGGCGGGGGCGGGGACGCCGCCGAGUUCAAGGACUCGCUCUCCGUGCUGCAAAAGAUCGGCGUCUCGGAGAAGCUGAUCGCGUCGCUGUGGGAGACGCUCUCGGGCCUGCUCGCGCUCGGCAACAUCACGUACGGCGAGACGGUCAACGGCGACGCGUGCAUCCAAAACACAAAGGCGCUCGGGACGGCGUGCAAGCUGCUGCAGUGCCACGACGCGCUGCUGCAGCAGGGCCUCACCUCGCGCACGCUCAAGCUCAAGGGGGGCGAGAUGCAGGCGCCGCUCCGGCGCAGCAGGCGGGCACGCCGGUGGCACGUGCCGCUCAAGCAGGAGGAGGCGGAGAGCGCGAGGGACGCGCUCGCGAAGGCCGUGUACGGCAAGCUGUUCAGCUGGAUCGUGACGCAGAUCAACACGGCGCUGAUCGACAAGGAUACCAAGCUCGACGACACGGGCUUCCUCGGCAUCCUCGACAUCUACGGCUUCGAGAACUUCGAGCGCAACUCGCUCGAGCAGCUGCUCAUCAACUUCACCAACGAGCAGCUGCACCAGCACUUCGCCAUCGCGCUCUUCAAGACGGAGCAGGAGAUCUACAAGUCGGAGGGCAUCGUCUGGCCCGGCGUCGAGUGGGAGGACAACACGGCCUGCCUCGAGGCCAUCAGUGGCAAGGGCGGCUCCAUCUUCAACCUGCUGACGGAGCACUCGCGGCUGCCAAAGUCGAGCGACGCGUCCAUGACGGAGGGCCUGCUCAACGAGCACCGCAAGUCGAAGCACAUCUCGCCGCCAAAGAUGGGUUCCAAGGGCGGCCGCGGCACCGGCGCCGGCACGAAGCUGACCGGGAAGGAGGCGUUUGUCAUCGCGCACUUUGCGGGCUCGGUCAUGUACCAGACGGCGGGCUGGCUCAAGAAGAACACCGACUCGCUGCACGAGGACCUCUCGCUGUGCAUGUCCUCCUCCUCCGCGCCCAUCCUCAAGGACCUCUUCUCGGUCGGCUCGAUCAACGCCUUCACCGGCGGCUCCAAGGGCGGCGGGAAGCGGGCCGGCUUCGUCGCCGACAAGUACCAGAAGCAGCUCGACGAUCUGAUGCGCACGCUGCGCGCGACCAGCUCGCACUUUGUGCGCUGCAUCAAGCCCAACCACGAGCAGGCGCCCAACAAGUUCAACAAGUGGCUCGUGCUCGACCAGCUGCGCAACUCGGGCAUGGUGGACGCCGUCCGCCUCCUCUCCUCCGGCUACUCGGUGCGCAUCCCCUUCACGACGCUCGAGGAGUCGUUCAAGCCGCUCUGCCCGGACAAGUUCAAGGCACUGUCCGCGCCCACCUUCGCGACGUGCCUGCUCACCGCGCUCGACCUCGGCCGGACCGACUUCCUCGUCGGCCUGACCAAGGCCUUCUUCAAGUCGACCAAGCUCGCCUUCGUCGACGCGCUCAUGGACGGCACGAAGAAGCUCGAGCCAAAGUUCUUCAAAAAAAUGGCGCGCGUGCUCGCCCUCUACCGCUUCCGCCGCGCCAUCGCGGCGGUCCGCUCGCUCAUCUACCUCAUGACUAAGAUGCGCCGCCAGCGCGCGCUCAAGAAGCUGCGCCAGUCGGCGCUGGUCGCCUCCGCCG
Molecule: messenger RNA, 2668 nt
Organism: Emiliania huxleyi CCMP1516
Lineage: Eukaryota; Haptophyta; Isochrysidales; Noelaerhabdaceae
Exons: 4
Biological process (GO): vesicle transport along actin filament; actin filament organization
Cellular component (GO): actin cytoskeleton; cytoplasm; vesicle
Molecular function (GO): actin filament binding; microfilament motor activity; ATP binding
Source: RefSeq, a predicted model, not a curated record